Molecule: messenger RNA, 708 nt
Organism: Acanthochromis polyacanthus (spiny chromis)
Lineage: Eukaryota; Metazoa; Chordata; Actinopteri; Pomacentridae
Product: macrophage migration inhibitory factor-like
Exons: 3
Coding region: 137-508 (123 amino acids)
Molecular function (GO): phenylpyruvate tautomerase activity; cytokine activity
Source: RefSeq, a predicted model, not a curated record
GUUGGUCACAUGGUCUCAGAUCUGCAGGAGAGGAAGAUAAGUAUAAAAGUAUUUCAUUUUUUCCGCCUGGGAGCAGAUCAGCAGCAGUUGCAGCUUGUGAAGAAGACGGGAAAGAGAGCACUCAGAGUCAGGAAUCAUGCCGAUAUUCAGGGUGCACACCAACGUGGCCAAAAGCAAAGUUCCAGCAGCUUUUCUGUCUGAGACUGCCGAAGAACUGGCCAAAGCUAUGGUCAAACCCGCACAGUAUAUUGCUAUACAGGUCAACGGUGACCAACCAAUGACAUUUGGAGGAAAGGGAGACCCCUGUGCAUGCUGCACCCUCCAAAGCAUUGGCCAGAUCAGUGGUGCUCAGAACAAGCAGUACACCCAACUCCUGUGUGGACUGCUCCAAAAACACCUGGGCAUCUCUCCUGACAGGAUUUAUAUUGCCUUUGCUGAAUUGGCUGCAUCCAAUGUUGGUUGGAAUAACACGACCUUCGAUGCGAUUGACCUCAGCACACUGAAAUAGAAGAUUAUUCCGGAGGGUUCCAAAUGUCUGAGCAGAGUAACAACUGAUGAAUUGAAGUGGCUCAGACAUCAAAUCAAAAUUCCUCAAUCAAAAUAUUGUAAGAGUAGCUUCAGAAGCACUUACCUGGACCCUAUAGCACUUGCUAUUGGACUCAUCCUUUCCCACUUAAAUGCAAUAAAGCAAAUCCUGCAGACAAUGGA